CUUCACUACUCAAUACAAGAGAACAUUAUGAGUUCAGGCACCAAAAACAGCAACAGGAGAAUAAUGUCGUUGUUGGAGUCUGAGGUUGUCUCUGUUCUGGAGACACUCGUAAAGGCAACGGUCAAUGAAAUGACGAAAGUCGUGGACUCUUCAGGCAAACCUCCACAAAUUACAGCAGACAAGUCAGCCACCCUGGACUUUACAACCCAGCUGAACUCUGUGUUAACACGUAACGCAAAGGAAGCUGUGGAGAAAAUAUGCCAGCUUUUCUCUGCACUUCUGCACCAUGAAAUGAUUCCGAGUGCACAGGAUGGCUUGAAAACAAGACUGAAUCAAUCUGAGAAACAGCACAAGACUCUACAAGGAGAGACUAAUCUAACCGGCAGUUGUCCUCAAAGAAGUCAGUCCACUGACCAACAUUCUCUAGUCUCUGCGGAGAAAAUUGCCAUUGUUGUGAGCUGGGGACAGGAGGAGAUCAUAGACACUGACCAUGUGAAAACACCCACUAAAACACAGAAGACCGCGAUCAUUAGGGAAGAAAAGUCAGUGGAUUCUUCAGAAAACAGCAACCAUCCUCAGUUUGUGGUGUUGCAGGACAAUGAUGCUGCGGACAUCAGCUGCCCUGGACUGCAAAAUACUAAAAACAUCUCUGUGACUCAGGAUAAUGUGAAAGUAUCUAGAAGUGUAAGCGUGUCAAAAAGCAGAGGUGUGCGCGUGAGCUGUCGGAAGAAAGGUAAACCGCUCAGCUGUAAACAAUGUAGAAGGAAAUUUGACUCGGUUGUUCUGUUGAGAGCUCAUCAGGUCAUUCAUGUGGCAGCAGAGAAACCCUUUAGGUGCUCGCAGUGUGGUCGACGUUUUGGCAGUAAAGGCAGUUUGGAUGUACACUACCAGCUUCAUACUGACAAGAGCCCUUAUGUAUGCAAUCAAUGCGGCAAGACCUUCACCGAACACAAACAGCUGAAGGGUCACCAGAGGAUUCAUAACGAAGACAAGACUUUUACAUGUCAAGUUUGUGGGAAGUCUUUUCAUCAAGCUUAUUGUCUCAGGAAGCAUUUGGUCGUGCAUUCGAAAGAGAAGCUGCAUAAAUGUGACGAAUGUGGGAAGAGCUUCCACUUUCGUAACAACCUACUUCGCCACCAGAGAAUUCAUACAGGUGAGAAGCCGUUCACCUGCCAGACGUGCGGGCGAAGUUUCAACCAGCUCGACUCACUGAAGGCACACAAUCUAACUCACACUGGCGAGAAACCACACAAAUGCAAAAUGUGCAAUCAGGGCUUUGUCCAGAAGUUUCUGCUUCAGCUGCAUGAGGGAAAGCGCCCGGGACAAAACGGACACCACUGUUUUGUAUGUGGGAUGGUCUUGGGUUGCUUAAACGCCCUAAAAACGCAUCUCCCGAUUCACAAGGGGCAGUUGCCGGUCAAUUGUACAGUGUGCAGCGAGACCCUUGGUUCCAUCAACACCUUGAAAUCUCACCAGCACAAACACACUGGCGAGAAACCACACAAAUGCAAAAUGUGCAGUCAGGGCUUUGUCCAGAAGUUUCUGCUUCAGCUGCAUGAGGGAAAGCGCGCGGGACAAAACGGACACCACUGUUUUGUAUGUGGGAUGGUCUUGGGUUGCUUAAACGCCCUAAAAACGCAUCUCCCGAUUCACGAGGGACAGUUGCCGGUCAAUUGUACAGUGUGCAGCGAGACCCUUGGUUCCAUCAACACCUUGAAAUCUCACCAGCACAAACACUCGGUGACUGACAAACACAGCUGUUGUUUGUGCGGAAAGUCCUUUCAGAGUGUUGCUGGUGUGAAAACUCACGAAAGGAUUCAUACAGGAGAAAAGCCCUAUAUCUGUUUGGUGUGUGGGAAGACAUUUCGGCAGCAGAACAGCCUUAAGGCUCACCAGACCUCACAUACAGGCGAAAAACCUUUUAGUUGUGACACGUGCGGGAAAGGUUUUUGCACCUUGGGAAAUCUCCGUCGACAUCAGCGCAUACACACCGGAGAAAAGCCGUUCAGAUGUGUCGAAUGCGGGCGGGAAUUUAACCAGUCGAAUUCACUCAAAGCUCACAUGCAUAUUCACACAGGAGAGAAGCAAUAUGUGUGUGACAAGUGUGGGAAAAGUUUUGCUUAUCUCAGAAAUCUGAGGUGCCAUAAAUGUGUAUAAAUUUAAAGGGAUCCUUCACCUGAAAAUGGAAAUUCUGUCAUCAUUUACUCUUGAUAUGGUGAUGUAAACCUCUCUACUGACUUUUAUUGUAUUGACAAAAAAAAGACAUUUCUAAAAAUAUCCUCUUUUACAAUGAAAGAAAGUAAGGCAUAUAGGUUUGGAACAACAUGAGGGUGUGUAAAUGAUGGCAGAAUUUACAUUUUUGGGUGAACUAUCCCUUUAAGUUACACAGUUUAACGGUUCCAAAUAGAUCAGACAGGGUUACGUGCGUCUUAAUUUCCAUAUGCUGAUUUUUUCAGUUAGAUAUAAAUAUUUCAGUGUAAAAGAUGUUAAAUGAUCUCUAAACACUUUGACAAAUAAAUCAAAGCCAACAU
Molecule: messenger RNA, 2531 nt
Organism: Sinocyclocheilus rhinocerous
Lineage: Eukaryota; Metazoa; Chordata; Actinopteri; Cypriniformes; Cyprinidae
Product: oocyte zinc finger protein XlCOF6
Exons: 4
Coding region: 28-2157 (709 amino acids)
Biological process (GO): regulation of transcription by RNA polymerase II
Molecular function (GO): DNA-binding transcription factor activity; RNA polymerase II cis-regulatory region sequence-specific DNA binding
Source: RefSeq, a predicted model, not a curated record